AUGAUGCCUUCACUCUUGGAGGACCUUACUCUCUUAGGGGUUACAACAUGGGAGAGAUUGUUGCAACCAAAAAUAUCAUUGAGGUUUCUUAUCUUAUCUUACAUUUCAUUUGUUCAUCAUCAUAUUGUUGUUGUUACACGAAAUAAGAAAUGGGCAUUGAUUUGUAUAAUUACAUUACAUGUUGCUACUAAACUACGCAUACCAGUGAGGAGCACACAUGUAUACUUAUUUGCAGAUCAUGUUAAUGAUUUGGGGAGUUCAAAGUAUGUGAAGGGAAACCCAAAAGAGGUGUACAGGAGAAUGGGUCAGGGCUCCUCAUAUGGUGUUGGAGCCAAGCUUGGUUUGGUACGUGCAGAGUAUGUUGUUGACCACAACUCAGGGACUAGUGCCUUGUUUUUCAGGUUUGGAGAAAGAUUUUGA
Messenger RNA from Lactuca virosa, 420 nucleotides. The record is from the annotation of a GenBank genome assembly. NCBI's taxonomy places the organism in Eukaryota, Viridiplantae, Streptophyta, Magnoliopsida, Asterales, Asteraceae.